This is a messenger RNA of Striga asiatica, 1179 nucleotides long. NCBI's taxonomy places the organism in Eukaryota, Viridiplantae, Streptophyta, Magnoliopsida, Lamiales, Orobanchaceae. The record is from the annotation of a GenBank genome assembly.
AUGGCAAAAUCACUUUCCCUCCUCAUAAUUUCAUGGCUAUUAAUGAUCAACAACAUUCCAAUUUCUCGAGCACGCAAAGGUACGAUUACGAACAAUACAUUUCCUAGUCAAAUCGAAUCGUAUCCCAAAUUGAUGAACAAGAUCGACUCGUGUUGGAGAUCGGACUCCAAUUGGGCCUUAAACCGAAAAUCACUAGCCGAUUGCGCUAUCGGAUUCGGCAGCAGUGUUAUCGGUGGCAAAAACGGGCCCAUAUAUGUCGUGACUGACCCGUCUGACGACGCAAUCAACCCCAAACCAGGCACACUCAGGUUCGGCGCAAUCCAGAACCGUGCCCUGUGGAUCGUUUUCCAAAAGGAUAUGGUUAUCACGCUUAAAAAUGAGCUUAUGUUGAAUAGCUACAAGACCAUAGACGGUCGAGGAGCUAGGGUAGAAAUAUCGGGCGGGCCGUGCAUCACCAUCGAAGGCGUGAGCCACGUGAUAAUACAUGGGAUCAGUAUUCACGACUGCAAGCCUGGAAAACCAGGCCUGGUCCGGAGUACUCCGGACCACGUCGGGCAUAGGCUCGGUUGCGAUGGAGACGCGAUCAGUGUUUUUUCGUCCUCGAAUGUUUGGAUCGACCAUUGUUACUUGGCCCGGUGCGCGGACGGCCUAAUCGACGUCACGCAUGCAUCGAAUUUCGUGACUAUUUCCAAUAACUACUUCACUCAACAUGAUAAGGUGAUGUUGUUUGGACAUAGAGAUGAUUAUACAGCUGACAAGAUCAUGAAAGUGACUGUGGUUUAUAACCAUUUUGGUCCUGGAUUAAUACAAAGGCUGCCGAGGGUUAGAUUUGGGUACGCCCAUGUAGCUAACAAUAGGUAUGACGAAUGGCUGAUGUAUGCAAUUGGAGGGAGUGCAGACCCAACGAUACUUAGCGAGGGCAAUUAUUUUGUGGCACCCAAUCAGGAUUAUGCAAAGGAGGUUACGAAACGGGAGACUAACCAUGGUUGGAGGAGCUGGAAAUGGAGAUCAACUAAAGACGUGUUUGUAAAUGGCGCUUUCUUUGUGCCGUCAGGUUGGGGAAGUUGUGCCCCUAAUUACUUGAAAUCGCAAUUGUUUGAGGCUGCCCAAGGAUCUUUGGUCCCAGCCUUAACAUCUGAUUCUGGCCCUCUAAUUUGUAUGCCUUAUAAAAAAUGUUGA